This is a messenger RNA of Vespula pensylvanica (western yellowjacket), 2466 nucleotides long. RefSeq lists its product as uncharacterized. The record is from RefSeq and is a predicted model, not a curated record. The transcript is spliced from 7 exons. The coding region runs from base 346 to 1332 and encodes 328 amino acids. NCBI's taxonomy places the organism in Eukaryota, Metazoa, Arthropoda, Insecta, Hymenoptera, Vespidae.
AGAGAAGGGGUGGAAUAGAACAGAGAAGGGUGGGGUAAUAAGGCAAAGAGGUAAAAUAUACAAGAGAUCCAUGUGGUUUGCGCGAAGCAAAUCGAAAGUCUCCCACCACUAGUCGCUUAUAGUGUAGCUCGCAAUUCUCGAAGCUUGAUUCUCGAUUCUCGAAGGGGCACACAUGCUCGGCUUCGUUCCCUCGACUUUGUAAGACAUCGGAACCUCCUUCACCGUGGUCCUCAAACGAGCCUCGUACUCCGUCAGGUACACAUCUCUUCGCUCACCUGCAUUCGACUUACUGUCUCCUGUUUAAUUUGUAAGGAAAAGAAAAAAGGAAAAACGGUGAUUGAAAAAAUGAAGUUCACGUGGACGUUGUGCGGUUUGUUGCUGAUCUCCGGUUUUGUUGCUUCCAAUCCAAUAGUAAAAAGAGAUGCCGAAAACGAUCUGAGCCCUUUGAACGAAGUGUACGUAUUCGAGGCUGAUGAGGAUCAAAAAGUUGACGAUGAGAGAACCGACAGAGACAAGAGAAAAAUUGGUAUCGUCAAAUUGGGAGUGUCGAAUGGCGUUAUCAACUUUGUUUUUGGUAAAUUAGAUGCCUUCCUGGAUGCUAAAACAAAAGCGUUGACGGUAUUGGACGAAUCUAAUAAAGCUAAGAACGCAGCUUUUGGUAUAGACAAUAGUCAAUCGGCUACCAGUCAAUUUAUCGGCAAUCUCGUCUCGCAGAAGAUUCAAGCUGGUACGGCCAGUAUUGGUCCAGUGAUAAGCAGUGCCUCGACAUUUUUUAACAGUGCAAAGAGUGGAUUGACCAAUGCGUUCGUUUCGAAAUUGGCGCCAUUGAGUUCUAUCGCCGGUGGUCUUAGUGGUGGAGGUGGUGUCAGCGUUGGAGGAGGAGUCAGUGCAGAUAGUGGCGCAUCUAGUGCAGCAACAUCUCAAUUACUGAGUAACUUGCUCUCUUCGAAAUUAGGAGUUAUAUCAAAUCUGAGCUCUGCUAGUAAUAGUGGAACUUCCGGUUCUUCGAACGGAAAUGGAGCCAGUGGAGCCGGUGCCGCUGCUGGAAUUAAUCUUGGAGCAUUCGCCAAUCUUGGAGGGAAGAUCGAAAGCGGUUCUACAACGACAACAACGGAGGAAAAUAUUCCAAUGUUCGAUAGACAAAAAGUAUCCUUGGAUAUACCGCCACCUGUGUUUGGUUCUGGCUUCACUUUAAUCACAAACAUCAGUAGAAUUCUCAGCAAUAUUAUUCUUAAUUCAGCCCGUCGAACACAGACGCUCUUAGAAAUCUUCAAGCCCUUCUUUCGAGGUGUCUUUGCUAUAAAGGGUUUACCAUCGGAUAAUCCACACUAAUGAAGUUCUUCAUUAAACACGUUGGUGCAUCGUAGAAUCCUGAGAGAAAAGAUUCAAGAUUCGUGAUCGAUUUGCCAUCUCAAAGUAAUUUAGUCGGCUCGAGUACUAUUAUUUCUUCCAUCGAUUUGAUCGUAUCGAUCACAUCGAUCCAAUUUUUUUUUUAUUUUAUGACAUCAUUCGAAUAGGAAUAUAUUUGCAAUGGAAAUUUUACGACCAUGAGAAUCAUUUAAAAAGAAAUAGGCGGAAAAAGAAGUAACAGGAAUAAUAUUUUAAUAAUCUUAUCAUAUUUAUAUAUUAAUAAUAUUAAAAUAUAUAUAUGUAUAUAUAUGUGUGUGUAUAUAUAUAUAUAUAAAUUUGGGUACAAACAGUAAGCUUCCUAAUAUGAUGCCAUAAAGUGUUGAACGAAUGACGAUGCAAUAUUUUUUGUUGUUAUUAUUGUUAUAAUAAAUGAUUUUAUAAUAGAGAAGUCACUAACAAUCGUUGAAAUGUUUUAUAACUAAAUACAUACAUACGUUAUAUAUAUGUGUGUGUGUGUGUGUGUAUAUAUAUAUAUAAAUAUACAUACACAUAUAUACAGGUAUAUAAAGACGAGAAAUCCGUAAAUGAAGGAUAAUGACUUCUCUCAAAUAAAAUCGAUUUAUAAUAAUGUAGGAAGUACCAAAAAGGACAGUACGAGUUAUAGUAUUGUCCAAUUUUCUUUUAUAUUCUUCAGAAAUAAAAUCGAAUAAGGUCUUAGUUUUUAUUAGAACAAACCAACCAAUAGUUUUUUAAGUCUUAACGCUUAACUACGAUAACGAUACUAUAUAUGUAUAUAAACGAUAUGUAGUAUUAUUACGUAAGAUCGUAAGUUAAUCAUUUAGAAGGUACAUUAUAUUACUUUCCUUUUCGCGUGACCACGUAAUGCGGUGAACACGUAUACGAAAAUUCCUUGCAUGUCCAGAUUCGAUCUGAUAAUAAUACCUUUGGAUACUAAAAUUGUAUCGAUAUAUUUCAUAGAGUCAACUAGAAUUAUUGGUUCUUACUAUAAUAACAGUACACUCGUCAUGUUACUCGAAUUUCAAGCGAAGAUAAGAGAAAAAAGAUGAUAUUUUAUUUUGUAAAUAAAAUAAAAUCCAAUCGCGAAUCUUACGAUUA